AUGCGACCCUUUUUCCGGUCCCCGCUUACUCGGCGGACACGACCUAGCCCAGAAGAUGUCUUGGAGAAAAGCCAUCAUGGAAAGAAUGGAUUCAGAAAUCCGUGGGAGUCUUUCCGCGAUAUGGAUUCGAAAGAUAUCAUGCAAAUGAUGAUCACUCGUCGAUUGAAGGGCAAAGCGAACAAUCCCGAUACCACACCUCCAACCGUCACUGUUCGCAAGCCCGAAUUUCUUCCCAGCAGAGAUACCCCCAAGCUGCGCGCAACAUGGCUUGGACAUGCAUGCUAUUAUGUGGAGUUCCCAAGCGGUCUCCGAGUACUGUUUGACCCAGUGUUUGAAGCGCGUUGUGGACCGUGCUGCGGACCAUAUCAUUCAGGUCCCAAGCGCUACACUGAGCCUCCAUGUCAGAUCAAGGAUAUCCCUGUCAUUGACGCGGUGGUCAUCUCCCACAAUCACUACGACCAUCUGUCCUACCCAACUGUCUCGGAGAUCGCGAAACGACACCCCAAUUGCCAUUUCUUCGCGCCACUAGGUAACAAGUCUUGGUUCCACAGCUCAGGCAUUGAAAAUGUAACCGAGAUGGAUUGGUGGGAUGAGCGCGAUAUUGCAAUGUCACUGAAGGAGGGAAAAGACCCCCAAGUUGAACCAGUAGGCGAAGCUUCCUCCACGGCAGAUAUCAAGGCUCGCAUCAGUUGUCUGCCUUGUCAGCAUGUUACUGCUCGCAGUCCUUUCGACAAAUACAAGACACUGUGGGCUUCCUGGGCCAUUGAGUCCGGUGGUAGCAAGGUGUAUUUCGCUGGUGAUUCCGGCUAUCGAGCAGUGGACGAGCUACCAGAAGGGGAGGAUGAUUGGGACCCCAAGUACAAUUUCCCAAUAUGCCCUGCUUUCGAGCAGGUAGGUGAGUUCCGUGGACCAUUUGAUCUCGGCUUGAUCCCCAUUGGAGCAUACGCCCCUCGUCAUAUUUUCAGUGCAGCACAUUCCGACCCCCACGAUGCUGUUCGCAUCUUUAAAGAUACCAAGUGCAAGAAGGCAUUGGGCAUGCACUGGGGCACUUGGGGUACUUACCGAGGAGGAUGUGCUUGA
Molecule: messenger RNA, 1080 nt
Organism: Penicillium mononematosum
Lineage: Eukaryota; Fungi; Ascomycota; Eurotiomycetes; Eurotiales; Aspergillaceae
Exons: 5
Coding region: 1-1080 (359 amino acids)
Biological process (GO): N-acylphosphatidylethanolamine metabolic process; N-acylethanolamine metabolic process
Cellular component (GO): membrane-bounded organelle; cytoplasm
Molecular function (GO): N-acylphosphatidylethanolamine-specific phospholipase D activity; zinc ion binding
Source: RefSeq, a predicted model, not a curated record